UUAAUACUACCAAUUUCAUAUUCCAUUGCAUGAUCAAGGCCAAAACCGUCAUUUCCAUAAUUAUAGAGAGUGUUACCAUCAUCAUUAUUAUCAUGAAUCGACAGAAGAUCAUUGUCAUUCUUCUUUGGGGGCGUGAUCCCAAAAAAGUUAGUGAAUCAAUGAAUGAAUGAAUGCAUUGGAAUUUGGAGAACUCUAUUAGCUUGAACUGUCUGCAUUCUUCUUCUGUAUUAGUCUUAUAAUCUUUCUCUCUAUCUCUUAAUCACAUUCCAAUUCCACAGAGGCCAUGGAUUUUCAUGGAGGAAUACUCAGUACUCUUCUUCUUCUUUUUCUUCUCUCUAUUGCAAAUGUAUCACUUGGCAUUACUGAUCCAAAUGAUGCCAAAGUUCUAAAUGAUUUCAGAAAAGGGUUGAAGAAUCCUGAGCUACUAAAAUGGCCCAUCAAUGGAAACGACCCUUGUGGUCCUCCUUCAUGGCCUCACGUUUUCUGUACAGGCGGCAGAAUCACGCAAAUUCAGGUGGCUAAUCUUGGUCUUAUGGGUACCCUUCCUCCAAAUUUCAAUCAACUUACUAAGCUCUACAAUGUGGGUCUUCAAAGGAAUUAUUUCACAGGAAACUUACCCACUUUUAGUGGUUUAUCUGAUUUGCAAUUUGCUUACUUGGAUUUCAAUCAAUUCGAUUCCAUUCCUUCAGAUUUUUUCCAUGGUUUAAACAGUAUUAGGGUCCUUGCUUUGGAUAAUAACCCUUUUAAUUCAAGUACAGGAUGGACUCUACCUGAUUAUGAAAUGCUGCAGGAUUCUCUUCAGUUGACGAAUUUUUCAUGUUCAAGUUGCAAUAUUGUAGGUGGGUUGCCUGAUUUUUAUGGGAAUUUGCCAUCUUUAAUGUCAUUGAAACUAUCGUAUAAUAAAUUGUCUGGUCCAAUUCCGGAGUCUUUCCGGGAUUUGUCACUGCAAAUUCUAUGGUUGAACGAUCAAGAUGGAGGUGGGAUGACGGGUACGAUUGAUGUUAUUAAAUCGAUGACAUCUUUAACUGAAGUAUGGCUUCAUGGAAAUCAAUUCACGGGUUCUAUUCCAGAUGAAAUUGGCGAUCUGACUAGUUUAAAACAGCUCAAUCUUAAUGGAAACAAACUCGUGGGUAUGAUUCCAUCAAGCUUAGCUUUAAUGGAUCUGCAUUUGUUGGAUCUGAAUAAUAAUAUGUUAAUGGGUCCAAUUCCAGAGUUCAAAUCUGUCAAUGUUUCAUUCUCUUCCAAUUCUUUCUGCCAGAAAUCUCCUGGUCUUCAAUGCUCCGACGAAGUUACAUCACUGUUACAGUUCCUCCGGGAGAUCAAUUAUCCGUCGAUUCUUGCAUCUGAUUGGUCCGGUAAUGAUCCUUGUCAAGGUCCAUGGUUGGGAGUGGGUUGCAAUCCACAGGGGAAUGUUUCUGUUCUAAAUUUACGUAAGCAGAAUGUUAAUGGAACGUUGAGUUCUUCCCUGGGGAACUUACAUUCGCUGAUGGAGAUUCAUCUUGGGGAGAACAAUCUUUCCGGUCAAGUGCCGGAGAAAUUAACCCACUUAAGAAUGUUAAGAAUGUUGGAUAUUAGUGACAACAAUUUCGCUCCUCCUUUACCGUUAUUCCCUGCCGGCGUCAAGAUCAUCGUAAAUGGCAAUCCUUUACUGGCCGCCGACCGGUCUCUUCAAUUCCCUCCACCGAAAUCGAAAUCAAAACCGGAGUACCCGAUUGGCGUUUUGAACUCAACUGGGUCUGCCCCGACUCUAGUUGAACAACCUCGACCAGGAAAAAGCAAGAUGAAAACGAUUUUGAUUCUGAUUGCAGCUGUUUGUAGUGCAGCUUUGAUUCUUCUGUUUGUUGUGUUUUACUUAAAGAAGACUAAAAAAGAAGCUUCUAAGGACGCCAUUGUUAUCCAUCCUAAGGAGUCUUCUUUUGGAGUUGAUGAUAACAUGGUAAAGGUAUCUGUUUCUAAACAAUGUAUUCAAGAUGGAGGAAGGUUAGCCAUCUCUGUUCAUGUCUUACGAAAAGUGACAAAUAAUUUCUCUUCCGACAAUGAAAUUGGGCGAGGCGGAUUCGGCGCAGUUUACAGAGGCGAAAUGGAAGAUGGAACUAGAAUAGCAGUUAAAAGAAUGGAAUCGGGUGUGAUUACUAACAAAGCAUUUGAUGAAUUCGAAGCUGAAAUCGAUGUUUUAUCUAAAGUUAGACAUAGAAAUUUAGUAUCUCUUCUGGGUUAUUGCGUUGAAGAAAAAGAAAAGCUUUUAGUUUAUGAAUACAUGCCUCAAGGUGCAUUAAGCAAACAUCUUUUCCGAUGGGAAAGCUUUGAAGGAAUGGAACCACUUUCAUGGACAAAAAGACUUUACAUUGCUUUAGAUGUCGCUAGAGGAAUGGAAUAUCUUCAUGGCCUUGCCCAUCAAAGCUUCAUUCAUCGUGAUUUAAAAUCUUCAAACAUAUUGUUAGAUGAUAAGUUCAGAGCCAAAGUAUCUGAUUUCGGAUUGGUUAAACACGCACCUGACCGUGAAAGAUCAGUCGUCACCAGACUCGCCGGAACAUUCGGAUACCUUGCACCUGAAUACGCCGUGACGGGUAAGAUAACAACGAAAGUGGAUGUGUUCAGUUUUGGAGUAGUGUUAAUGGAGAUAUUAACAGGUUUAGUAGCUCUAGACGAGAAACGGGUAGAAGAGAAAAGGUAUUUAGCAGAAUGGUUUUGGAAAAUGAAAUCAGACAAGGAGAAAUUGAUGGGUUCAUUGGAUGUCGUCGUGGGAGGUCCGAUGAAUGGAAUAGAAAGGGAAGUGAUAGUGGAGGAGAUGUUGGUUGUGGCUGAACUGGCUUGGCAUUGUACGGCGAGGGAUCCGAUUCGUCGACCUGAAAUGGGUUAUGCUGUAAAUGUGUUGUCGGCAAUGGUGGAGAAAUGGAAGCCAUUUGAGGGAAAUGGGGAGGAGAUGAUGAUGAUGAUGAUGGAGGUGGGGGAAGAUGAUCAGUAUUCUUUGCCGUUGCCGGAGUUGUUAAAAGGGUGGCAAGAAUUGGAAAGUAGUAGAGAUUUGACGACGACGACGGGGAGUUUCAAUUUGGAGGAUAGUAAGGGGAGUAUUCCGGCUAGGCCGACUGGUUUUGCAGAUUCUUUCAAUUCAAAUGAUGCCCGUUGAUUGAUGAUGAUGUUAUAAUUAUAUGUAUUUCUUCUUGUAUGGUUACUACUGUAAUUGUUAUAGUUGUUUUUCUUAAGCUAGUUUCCAUUAAUGGAGUUAGCUAAUUGUUAACUGUUAAGCUAGUUUCAACCAAGAGGUUUUCAGGGUGCAAUUUGUUU
Messenger RNA from Impatiens glandulifera, 3285 nucleotides. Its product is annotated as receptor protein kinase TMK1-like. Gene Ontology annotation, molecular function: protein binding; protein kinase activity; ATP binding. Gene Ontology annotation, biological process: protein phosphorylation. Lineage: Eukaryota; Viridiplantae; Streptophyta; Magnoliopsida; Ericales; Balsaminaceae. Bases 284 to 3127 code for a protein of 947 amino acids. The record is from RefSeq and is a predicted model, not a curated record. The transcript is spliced from 2 exons.